Molecule: messenger RNA, 779 nt
Organism: Rosa rugosa (rugosa rose)
Lineage: Eukaryota; Viridiplantae; Streptophyta; Magnoliopsida; Rosales; Rosaceae
Exons: 4
Coding region: 106-519 (137 amino acids)
Source: RefSeq, a predicted model, not a curated record
AUACUGCCAAACAGUUCAAAUCCAGACAAAAGGAAGCUUGGUGAUGAUUCCAGAUUUCACACACAGUGCUCUAGAGGGAUUAUAUGCGCUUCACCCUCGGUAUAUAUGACAGAAGUCUCCAUCUACACCAAUCUAGAAGUCUCCAUCUACACCGACAGAAUCCUCUAUCCACAGAACAUUCGCUGUUCCAGAUUAUCGGGUUUAGCGAUUGAUCAAAGCUUGAUAGAGUUUGGGUUCUUCUUGAUAACGUUAACUCUUCCAAAUUAUCAGAGAAAAAGAGGGAGAAGAGAACGGGGGAAGAAGAAAAGAAUAAGAAGAAGAGAGCUUAGAAACUCUUGCUUGCUUGAAGAGAAAACAAGUGGACGGUUUUGUUUCUUAUUACUGUUUCUGAUUCAAGUGAUUACUGUUUCAGAAGAUUUGUGUUUCAGUGUUUUUUUUAGGAAAGCCUUGAAGGAGCUUAAUCAUAUGAUUCAGCACCAAAUUACUCCAUUUUACUGGAGCUCAGGGAGUCAGGGCUGAGAAGAGAAGGGUCUGUUUUUGACCACAGAACUAUUAAAUUUGUUCUUGCAAGUUUAGAGACCAGAGUAUGAAAUGGGAGGAAAACAUCAAUCAAUUAUCUUUCUCUUGCAAUGUGCUCAAUGAGAAGAUGAGAAAAAACUAAAAUAAGAUGUAGUUUAAUUCCUUCAGCACAAAACUGUCGGUGUGUGUAUAUUUUGGAUAUAGGCAUGCAUGAUCAAAACUUUCCUUGAUAUCUUAUUACAAAUUCAUUCUAUUUGUCA